AUGCACCUGUGGUCUCAUUAUACACGUCACUUGGGGCUCCCUCCUCAGGUCUCAGUCCCGCCACCCAACCCGCAAUACACGGGGAAGGAAAUCUUGCGAAGGCCUCAAGCAGACAGGUCCCGCCAAGGUGGCCGCGCCGCCAGUCCCGCCUUCUCGCCUCUGGGGCCCGAGGUGGCGCCAAGUCUGGUCCCCGCCGCUCCCCGCGGACCCGUCUCCGGAGCGCGCGUCCUCUGGCGCCUCCACUUGGGGAGCAGCUGCGACACCAAAGCAGUGUGUGUUGCCCCUUUUCUGAAUCAGGUAGCAGCAGAGCGUGUGGACAUGGAAACCAGUGCUCCCGGCAAGAAGCCAUGGUGGACCGAGCCCGAAAACUUUCAUGCUCCAAUGGUAUUUUACUUGGAAGAGGCCCAGGAGGAGCUUAUCUUCGGGCAGAGUGACACAUACCUUCGCUGCAUCGAGGUGCACAGCUACACCCUCAUUCAGCUGGAGAGUUGGUUUACACCCACAGGGCACACUCGUGUCACUGUAGUCGGGCCAUUCAGUGCAAGGCAGUGGCUGUUGCACAUGAUAUCCCGAGUGAUAAGCCAGGACUCCUACCGUCAAGCCCAGGGCCUCAAGAUGCUGGAGCGUGUCCGGAGCCAGCCCCUGAGCGAGGAUGACCUGGAGACCCCCAUGAGCAUGGAGCCCAACACCGGGGACCUGUCAUUGGCCAGCAGGAUGAGUGGAACCAUCUCUCUUAGUGCUCCUGUGGCUUCCCAUUCCCACCUGGCUGGAUGUUCCGAGUUCCAUCCGAGUUCCUUCUAUUGGGGAUAA
Microcebus murinus (gray mouse lemur) is the source of this 810-nucleotide messenger RNA. Lineage: Eukaryota; Metazoa; Chordata; Mammalia; Primates; Cheirogaleidae. The record is from RefSeq and is a predicted model, not a curated record.